Messenger RNA from Cylicocyclus nassatus, 606 nucleotides. The record is from the annotation of a GenBank genome assembly. NCBI's taxonomy places the organism in Eukaryota, Metazoa, Nematoda, Chromadorea, Rhabditida, Strongylidae.
AUGGUGGAGCUUCUGUACAUACGAGUCACACGAGUAGUGCUGGAACUUGUGCAUGCCACGGUGAAGUCUCAAAAGGUUGCUCCCGGCAAGAUCCGCUUCUCCUACAUUAAGAUGGUGGAGCUUCUGUACAUACGCGUCACACGAGUAGUGCUGGAACUUGUGCAUGCCAUGGUGAAGUCUCAAAAGGUUGCUCCUGGCAAGAUCCGCUUCUCCUACAUUAAGAUGGUGGAGCUUCUGUACAUACGAGUCACACGAGUAGUGCUGGAACUUGUGCAUGCCAUGGUGAAGUCUCAAAAGGUUGCUCCCGGCAAGAUCCGCUUCUCCUACAUUAAGAUAGUGGAGCUUCUGUACAUACGAGUCACACGAGUAGUGCUGGAACUUGUGCAUGCCAUGGCGAAGUCUCAAAAGGUUGCUCCCGGCAAGAUCCGCUUCUCCUACAUUAAGAUAGUGGAGCUUCUGUACAUACGAGUCACACGAGUAGUGCUGGAACUUGUGCAUGCCAUGGCGAAGUCUCAAAAGGUUGCUCCCGGUGAGGCUCGAACUCACGACCUUCAGAUUAUGAGACUGACGCGCUGCCUAAUGCGCUACGGAAGCACAGACCCAUAA